Frankliniella occidentalis (western flower thrips) is the source of this 481-nucleotide messenger RNA. RefSeq lists its product as uncharacterized. NCBI's taxonomy places the organism in Eukaryota, Metazoa, Arthropoda, Insecta, Thysanoptera, Thripidae. The coding region runs from base 50 to 466 and encodes 138 amino acids. The transcript has 2 exons. The record is from RefSeq and is a predicted model, not a curated record.
UCUGUGUUAAUGGAGUCGUGUUUGCCGACCCCUCCACCAGGUGCCGCUCAUGACGUUCCACCCCAAGCCCGUGGUGUUCACGGUCAACGGGGACGGCAAGAAGGACCCGGCUGCCCCGCCGCCCUUCGACGGGCUGCCCUGGGGAUGGUGGCAGGCGAGGACCACGCUGCUCGCCGGCCUCUGCAAGGUGACGACGGCAUGGCACAUGGCCAUGGUCCUGUACGCCGCCAUGCCCUCGCCGUUCGGUGAGUUCCGCUGCCUCAAGUCUUCGAGUAACGCCAGCGCCGUCACCGGCAUGGACUGGCUCCUCUCGGACAAGUUCUGGGACUGGACCUGGGACCCCUGGGUGCCAUGUGACGAGGGGGAAGUCGUUGGUAAGGAAAACGAAACCACUGCUUUUGCGAUUGCAAGUAAUUUUAGCACACCGCUUGCUUGCAUAGGUUGUUUUGGAUUGUGGUGCAAAUGAUCGACGACGCCAGCU